AGAAAUCAGCAGUGGUGUAGAGUAAACAGUGCCUCUGCUGUGUCUUUGACAGCCUUGUCCUGCUCUCUGAUUAUAUAUAACGUCAGGAUAUCGGAUAACAGAACGGCGGUGAGCUGCACCUGCUCGCGCGCGUCACACUGGUACAGCACGCGCCGCUCGCGCACACACUGACCUAACGCCUGCGGUGUGGCGAUAUAACUUGUCCACAGCGUUUAAUCGCUAAUUCAACGAGCAGGAGACAUGACAGCCCAGAAACAUAAACAAGGACUAGCUGAAAUCAGGGCCUUGGAGAAUAUUCUGGACGGAUGCAAACUUGACCUCAGCGCCGUCGAUGAGGUCUGGCCGAACUUGUACAUCGGGAAUGUGGCAAUCGCUCAGAACAAAAGUGCUUUAAGGAAGAUGGGCAUCACACACAUCCUGAACGCGGCUCAUGCCAAACAGGGCAGUAUAGGAGAUGAGAGUUACUACGGUACUGAGUUUGUUUAUCAUGGUAUACCAGCGGAAGACUCAGGCAAGUUUAACAUCAGCGUGCACUUCCGGUCAGCGUCUGACUUUAUUCACAAAGCCCUCAAGAAGAAAAACGGAAAAGUGCUUGUGCAUUGCAUUAUGGGAGUGAGUCGCUCGUCUACUUUAGUCCUGUCCUACUUAAUGUUACGUCAGCAUCUCACUCUCCGUGCUGCCAUCCAACAAGUCAUCCAGAAGAGACCGAUUUACCCUAACAGGAACUUUCUGGGUCUGCUGCUUGAGCUUGACACACAGCUACAGAGAAAAAGAAUGAUGUGUCCGAUUCUCUGACAGCACAUCACUGUCAGACCGACUAGUCUGUUUCAAUAGUUUUUUAGGAAAGAAAAUUUCACCUACUCCAUGUAAAAAUAGGAUUAUUAACAUUUUAAAACAUUUAAUGAAAUUCCAUGUGUAUAUGCACACAUACGUGUACAGUAUGUGUUUUAUUUAUAGUCACAUUUACGUAUAUAUGUUUUAUAUGUAUUUCUCAUGUCCUUCAUUUUUCAUUAUGGAAGAAAAUGUUCCUGCAAGUAAUAAGAAGGGGACAGAUCCAUGUGGAUAUAAGAAAGAGUCUGGAUAUUUCACUAUAUGACAAUGCGCACUUAAAGAAGUGUUUCAGGCCUUAUUCUUAACAGCAGUUCCGUUUAUAGCACAACAGAUAUAAUGGAGUAAUGACCUGUGUGUCCUUGUAAUGCUUGGAUCACAAGCCUCUCUGCCGCCUAAUCCUCAAACCUGCCAAGAGAACAAAUGUCAAAAGAAGAGUGCCUUCAGGCUGGCUGGCAAUACUCUGGGAUGUUAUGACUACAGCUCCGAACUGUGUGGAAGCACCAAACUGUGGAAGGAAAUCUGCUUCCUGGUGAGGAACUGUUUGAAGCAUCUGCAGUAGCUUCUUUCAUCCUGGUCUGAGAUGGAUUAAGAGUCUGUCCUGGGAAUACUGGGAAGGAGAAAGGAAUUCACCCCAGAUAGGAGGCCAGUCCACCACAGAGCCCACACACACACACACACACACACACACACAUUCACAAGUAGGGAAACUUCAGAAACAGAAAGAGCAAUUCACCUGUCAGUAUAAAACGUGCAUGGAUGUAGAGAGAACUUGAAUAGGAACUGUGAUCCAAGCUCAGGAGGAGAUCACCGUGCCACCUUGCUGUCCUUAAUUAAAGCAUCUAGACUUUAUUCAAACAUACAAAAGACUCUAGACAGGCUGUGCUGGAGAAGCAUGACAAAAUAAAGCUAUACAUGAUAUAUCAUAGUGCACAUUGUUAAAGACUGCGGUUAUACACUGCGGUUGUGUAAUUAUCCUCUAUUUAUUUGUCUUCAUUCAGAUUAGGGAUCCAGGGUUAAACAGUGGUAUUCUCUGCAAAAAGCCUUCAUGGCUUCAGGCUUUCAUUCAAACCAAAUAAGUCCCUCAAAUUAGUAACUUGAGGACCAAGAUCAAGAUUAAGGAGGCAGAAUCAGGAAUGUUUCUGGUUAGCUGGAGCCACACUGAAGAUCCCUGUUCUUGAGACUUGUGUAUGAAAUGCACUGUUGAGAAAGAAAACAUACGGAUGCAUUAUUUUUGUCAUUUGUUUUUAACCCUGUAACUGAUUUGAAAUGUUUUUAUUUCUACAUCAUGUCAAUUAGAUACAUUCUUAAGAUAACAUGUUUAACCGAUAAUUGAUGGCAGAACAUUAGAUCUGUGUCAGUUGUGUUUCAGUGGGGGGGGGGGGGUGUACAGUUUUGCUAAAUGUUUGUAAACCUAUUUCUAAGAUCAGUAUUUUGAACUGAUGUGUGAAGGAUGGUGAAGGAGGGACGAAUGAAAUUUUGAUUAAUACUCUUAAAGAGUCAUUCAUUUGUUUGACGUAACAGAAAACAAAUUCUCUCUGCUCUCUUUCCAAAGGAGUCAAAUUUCUACUGUUGUACAAACCAAAUGAAUAAAGGGUUGUUUACACAGUCUGAGACUGAAAUAUGGUUUGUAAAAUAAAGUGAGGGAUACGAUUCAGCCGUCUUUGUUGUUAGGAUUAAGCCCCAG
Hemibagrus wyckioides is the source of this 2515-nucleotide messenger RNA. Its product is annotated as dual specificity protein phosphatase family protein. Gene Ontology annotation, molecular function: MAP kinase phosphatase activity; protein tyrosine/serine/threonine phosphatase activity. Lineage: Eukaryota; Metazoa; Chordata; Actinopteri; Siluriformes; Bagridae. Gene Ontology annotation, cellular component: cytoplasm. Gene Ontology annotation, biological process: negative regulation of MAPK cascade; protein dephosphorylation. Bases 241 to 795 code for a protein of 184 amino acids. The record is from RefSeq and is a predicted model, not a curated record. The transcript has 3 exons.